UUCUGCUCCACCCUGUCAUUCACUGUUUCUCACUUCGCUGCUACUUUCAACUUUUCCCCUUCCCUCUAACCUUCCUUCGGCUUCGCCUUCUGGGCUGGGGUCUGCACAAACCCUAAAAUCCCUUCUUCCGACGUGUCCUUUAACAAGUGGAGAAUCACACCCUUGUCUUCAAACUCUUCCCCCUCCUUAUUCUUCCAUUUCUUGUCUUCCAUUCCAUCUUCUUCCUAGGAUUAUUCUUCACUACGUAGGCUUCACUCUACUCAGUAAAGUAAAUCCCCCCUGAACCCACUAGUUCCUUUUUGGCGUCGCAAGUAAACUCAUUCUUGCGUGCGUGAAGCGAAGCUUCAUUCAGCCUCUUCCAACAAUAUUCGACGCUCUUCCUUAUUGCCUCUGCAAAAAGUACUUCUCAUUGUCAGGUCAUUCUUAAGGAUUGGAGCUGGCAAUGCCGCACCAGAAGACCAUUUUGCGAAGCUCCUUCCAUCUGUUACUUUUGCAGGUCUUAAUCAGAGUUGCUCUUGUGAGCUCCAAAUCUACAAUCGAGCCUUGCUCAAACUCCGACUCCUGUAAUGCCCUUCUCGGCUACACUGUUUACACUGAUCUAAAAGUCUCUGAGGUGGCUUCCCUCUUUCAAAUUGACUCCAUUGCUCUUCUCACCGCCAAUGCCAUCGACAUUUCGUACCCUGACGUAGAACACCACAUUCUGCCCUCCCAACUCUUCCUUAAAAUCCCCAUAACCUGUUCAUGCGUUGAUGGGAUUCGUAAAUCGGUAUCGACCCAUUACAGAACUCGGCCCUCUGAUACUCUUUCAUCGAUUGCAGACACUAUAUUUGGGGGUCUGGUGUCUUCAGACCAGCUUAGGGAGGCGAACUCCAUAGCCGACCCUUCAGUACUGGAUGUGGGUCAGAACCUUGUGGUGCCUCUUCCAUGCACUUGCUUCAAUGGGACCGAUAACUCUCUGCCUGCAAUAUACCUCUCGUACGUGGUGCAGCCCGUUGACACUCUGGCUGUGAUUGCUGCCAGGUAUUCCACCACUCUUACUGAUUUGAUGGAUGUUAAUGCGUUGGGAAGCACGGCUAUCAGCGAUGGCGAUAUUCUUGCUAUUCCUAUCCCGGCUUGCGCGUCAAAUUUUCCGAGUUAUGCGGCUGAUUAUGGUUUGCUUGUCCCCAAUGGAAGCUAUGCGGUUACAGCAGGCCACUGUAUGCAGUGUAGUUGUGGACCACAAAAUCUAAAUUUGUACUGUAUGCCUGCUUCUCUGGCCGUUUCUUGUUCUAGCAUGCAAUGUAAAAGCAGCAACCUUAUGGUUGGGAAUGUUACAACACAACAAAGCAGUGCUGGCUGCAAUGUUACUUCUUGUAGUUAUGAUGGUUAUGCUAAUGGCACAAUAAUAACAGCGUUGUCUACUUCUCUUCAGCCUCGAUGCCCAGGGCCACAGAAAUUUCCCCCACUCGUAGCUCCACCUACUACUGUUACUAGGAUUACAGAAUUGGCACCAGCACCAUCACCUCAGUCAUAUUCAGGUGGUCCGACAAACCCCAAAUCAUCAGUGGUGCCUUCGACUGGGUCAAUUCCUGGAUUCACCCGCGCAAAUGGGCCAGCCGUUGGGCUACUGUCCGGUGCUUCUGCUGCAAGCUCCUUGUUGAAUCCUAUACCCACUUUGACACCUGCACUUGUGUUAUUGUUUGUUAAGUUGUUGAUCUCUUUAGCAUGGUAAUCUCUUCAAUUUUGUGCCAGUGGGUUUUGUUUUGCCCAUUAUUCGUCAUGGGUGCGGUUGUGUAUUGUAGUCAUCACUGUUCAUUUGCCCCCUUUAACUGAUCUAUGCACCUGGAAAUCCACGGGCAUUUUGGAUUUCAUUGACGACUUGGCCUUUUAUGAAUUAGGGUUAGUAAUUCUGUCUAUAAUCCAUUAUCGAAACUUUAGUCGACACUCCGGGCUCCUCUUAUGGAAUGCUUUUCUUCAAUGUUCUACUGUUUUUGGUAACUUGAUGGUAGCUAGCAAUUUAAUUGAUUUUCUCAGUUGUGCCAAAUGUUAGGCAAACUUUGAUCUUUUUGAUGGAGAAAUUUUAAGAUUUGGAUUCGGUGAUUGUAUUUAAUAAA
Messenger RNA from Prosopis cineraria, 2093 nucleotides. Its product is annotated as lysM domain-containing GPI-anchored protein 1-like. The record is from RefSeq and is a predicted model, not a curated record. The transcript has 5 exons. Bases 443 to 1711 code for a protein of 422 amino acids. NCBI's taxonomy places the organism in Eukaryota, Viridiplantae, Streptophyta, Magnoliopsida, Fabales, Fabaceae.